Molecule: messenger RNA, 1524 nt
Organism: Tachysurus vachellii
Lineage: Eukaryota; Metazoa; Chordata; Actinopteri; Siluriformes; Bagridae
Product: tripartite motif-containing protein 16
Exons: 6
Coding region: 33-1499 (488 amino acids)
Molecular function (GO): protein binding; zinc ion binding
Source: RefSeq, a predicted model, not a curated record
CUACCAUUAUCUCCUUUUGUUUCCCGACCAGUAUGGAUGAAGAAAUGGAUAUGUCUUCAGAUCUCAGCUUUACUGCACCCUCAGAUGUAGAAUGCAGCUCGUGCACAGGAAGAAAGCGCAAAGCAGAAAAGACCUGUUUGCAGUGUUUGGCUUCAUACUGUGAAGAUCACUUGGACCUCCACAACGUUCUGCAUACGAAUGCGAAGAGGCACAAGAUGGUGGCAGCUACGGGAAGACUUGAAGAGCGAGUCUGUCCCGAGCAUGACAAACUCAUGGAGGUUUUCUGUCGCACAGAUCAGCAGUGCAUAUGUCACCUGUGCAUUACAAAUAAACACAGAGCUCAUGAUGUCGUCUCGAUUGACUCUGAAGUGGCGGAAGUGAAAUUGAAGCUUGCGAAGAUACAGAGGGAGAUUACUGACAGGAUUAAAAGCAGGGAGAGUGAAAUGCAAGCAUUAAAACAAGCAAUCGAGGAUUUCCAGACUUCAGCAAGGCAGGCAGUGGAGGAGAAUGAGAAGAGCUUUACAGAGCUGAUCGACGCCAUAGAGUUGAGGCAGAGUACAGUGAAGAAGCUGAUCCUGGAUCAGGAAGAAGCUGCCGUGAAGAAUGCCAAGGAACUUUUGGAGCGGCUACCAUCAGAGAUCACUGAUCUGAAGAAGAGAGAUUUUGAACUUCAGCGCCUGGAGCAGCUCUCUCAAGCAGAGAAUGGUGUCUAUUUUCUACAGGGUAUUUUGUCCACUCCUGCACUUCCUUUAUCCUCGUCCUCCCCUGUCCUCUUUGUCCAUCCAUACUCCUCUUUUCAGCUCGCCACUGAAGCGAUUUUGGACCUUAUCAAGCAGAUGAACCAAGUUUGUAAUAUGCAUUUCACCAACAUCAGUAAAAAUGUCCAGACCGCAGACAUUCUGAAAUCGCCCGAGUUGAAAAUGCGGGAGGUUUUAUUGCAAAAUGCUUCCGAGCUCACUCUGAACCCUGACACUGCACACUUUUCUCUCCGCUUGUCCAAAGAGAACAGGGAGGUGACUGCUGUGAAUCAGGCACAGGAUUACAAAAGCCAUCCAGACAGAUUUGUCUGCAGAGCACAAAUCCUUUGUGACCAGCAUCUACAAGGGACCCCACAGUACUGGGAGGUGGAGUUCAAAGUCAGCAACUGGGUGUGCAUCGCUGUUUCCUACAAAGGAAUCUACAGGAAGCAAAAACAGGGUGGUCUCUUUGGCAGAAACAACUGUUCUUGGGGCUUACGCUGUUAUUACACUUCCUACGAAUUCUGGCAUGAUAAUAAGUGCAUAAGUGUUAAACACAACAAACGUUGCACCAGAAUAGGAGUGUAUCUGGAUCACGGAAUAGGUGUUCUGGAGUUUUACAAUGUCUCUGAUGAUAUGAGUCUCAUCUAUAAGGCUCAGACCAAUUUUACUGAGCCUGUGUAUGCUGGGUUUGGCCUAGGAGGGAAAGGCAGUCACAUCAUGCUCUGUGAUUUGCAAAAGGAGAAGGCCAUGAGUAAAUAAACAAACUAACAUGUAGGAACUGGAA